AUGCUCACCGAACUUGGAGAUAGGCAAUUCUCCUUACUAGUGGACGAGGCUCGUGAUUGUUCUGUAAAGGAACAAAUGGCAGUGAUGUUAAGGUUUGUGAAUAAGAGGGGUGAAAUAAUCGAAAGAUUUCUUGCAAUUGAGCAUGUUAGUGACACUUCUUCAAGAUCUUUAAAAGCAGUUUUGGACAUGUUAUUUGCUCGCCAUAAUUUAUCUCUUUCUAGAUUGCGAGGACAAGCAUAUGAUGGAGCAUCCAAAAUGAGGGGAGAGUUUAAUGGGUUGAAAGCACUUAUUCAACGGGAAAAUCCUUUUGCUUUCUAUGUCCAUUGUUUUGCCCAUCAACUGCAGUUGGUGGUUGUUGCUAUUGCAAAACAUAUUCCAGUUGUUGCUGAAUUUUUUACUAACAUCAGUAUGAUUGUUAAUAUUGCUGGUGCUUCUUGCAAAAGAAGAGAUGAAUUAAACAAACAUAGGGAUGCUGAAAUUUUGGAGCAAUUGGAGACUGGUGAGCUUUCUACAGGAAAAGGGCUUAAUCAACCGACUAAUCUUGCAAGACCGGGUGAUACUCGUUGGGGUUCACAUCAUGUCACUUUAGUCCGUUUGUUGUCUAUGUGGGGUUCAGCCUUAUAUAUGCUUGAAAGAGUUUAUGAAGAUGCAAUUGAAAGCGAGCCGAGGGGGAAAGCAAGUGCCUUGAUUAAACUGAUGGAGGAUUUUCACUUUGUAUUUAUUCUGCAUCUGAUGCUUAAGUUAUUGGGUAUAACAAAUAUAUUGUCGCAUGCCUUGCAACAGAAAGAUCAGAAUAUUGUGAAUGCAAUGAACUUGAUUGAAGUUUUAAAAAUAAAGCUACAAAACUUGAGAGACAAUGGAUGGGAUGCUUUGCUACACGAAGUCAACAUGUUUUGUAACAAGCAUAGCAUUGUGGUGCCUGAUAUGGAAGAUCAAUUUCUAAUUCCAGGACGGUACAUCUCUUGCCUUGAUCCGAGAGACUCUUUUUCUAGAUUUGAUCAACACAGUUUGAUUUGCCUUACUGAACUCUAUUCUGAUGAUUUCUAUGCUACUGACUUGUACUUCUUAAGAGAGGAGCUAGAGACAUACAUUUUUGAAGUAAGAAAUAGUUCUGAUUUUACUAGUUGUGAAGAUCUUGCUAUCCUUGCAAUUAAGAUGGUUCAAACUGGUAGACAUUCUACGUUUCCAUUGGUUUAUCGUUUGAUUGAGUUGGCUUUAAUUUUACCGGUGGCUACAGCAUCUGUUGAGAGAGCUUUUUCUGCAAUGAAGCACGUCAAGUCAGAUGUACGGAACAGCAUGGCAGAUGAGUCGUUGAAUGAUUUGAUGAUAUGCUUCGUUGAGAGAGAUAGAUUCCAUCGACAAUGA
Messenger RNA from Mercurialis annua (annual mercury), 1365 nucleotides. RefSeq lists its product as uncharacterized. The record is from RefSeq and is a predicted model, not a curated record. The transcript is spliced from 2 exons. Bases 1 to 1365 code for a protein of 454 amino acids. NCBI's taxonomy places the organism in Eukaryota, Viridiplantae, Streptophyta, Magnoliopsida, Malpighiales, Euphorbiaceae. Gene Ontology annotation, molecular function: protein dimerization activity.